Messenger RNA from Pecten maximus, 1339 nucleotides. RefSeq names its product putative nuclease HARBI1. The transcript is spliced from 5 exons. Lineage: Eukaryota; Metazoa; Mollusca; Bivalvia; Pectinida; Pectinidae. The record is from RefSeq and is a predicted model, not a curated record. The coding region runs from base 1 to 798 and encodes 265 amino acids.
AUGGCCGACAUACAUCGUCUGCUGCGUCGUUUGCACCGAAGACGUGCCCGUGGACGCCGUGCGCCUAUUUUUAGAAGGCUAGAAAACCCAUUGGACACUUUGUCAAAUGAGGACAUUUUCUCGAGGCGGUUCAUCAGUUUUCCGACGGGACAGGAACUGGCACGCGUCAAAAAUAAGUUUUUUGCCAUAGCAGGGUUUCCAAAUGUCGCUGGCUGCGUAGAUGGGACAUUCAUUAGGAUCAGAGCUCCACAUGUGAAUGAGCCAGAUUUUGUGAACAGAAAGGGCUUCCAUUCCCUGAACUGCCAGAUGACUUGUGAUGCCAAUUUCCGAAUCACCAGCUGCGUUGCGCAAUGGCCAGGAAGCUGUCACGAUUCCCGCAUGUUCCGAAACAGUAGUUUGUGUCAUAAAUUUGAAAAUGGGACAUAUCAAGGAUUACUCCUGGGUGACUCGGCCUAUCCUACCCGCCAAUUCCUGAUGACACCAUACAAUAAUCCAGUAACUCCAAAUCAGCAAAACUUCAAUAAUGGGUUAUGCCACACAAGAGUUCUCAUAGAACAAACAUACGGGAGCCUGAAGAGAAGGUUUUCAUGUCUGCAUAGUGGACUCAGAGUGGAUCCAAACAAAGCGGCUCAAAUAAUCAUUGCAUGUGUGGUAUUACACAAUAUUGGAAUCGAGCGAAGGGAUAUAAUUGACCAUAUUGUCCAUGAUGGCGAUGAUGAGGGAGGGGUUCAUAUUGAUUACCAGGGAGUCCAGGAUGGGGUGGGGUUGAGAGACCAUAUUGCUAACACAUUUUUCUGAAAUAUUUGUCUGUGACUUCCACGAAAACACCAGCCAUUUUCCUGCUUUCUCCCCUGAAAAUAAACAUAAUAGUAGUAAGUAUCCAAAAACACAGUAAAUGCAAUGUAUAUGAAUUAAGCAAUAAACAUGUCUUAAUUUUAGCAUUCCGCAAAAUGAAAAAGAGGCACAUAAUCAUGUAAUAGAAUGGGAUUGAUAUUGGGGUCAAAAAGUCAAAUAUUAAGGUCACUGUUACUGAAUAUAGACAUUUUUGGCAUUGCUUUCAACAUUUAUAUGUUGCUUAGGAACUUCAAGAGUUGGCAAGGUCGUUUGUUAUGAGUUAUGAGAUAUAAGAUAACUUUAGACUGACCUUUUUGCAUAUAAUAAGACCUGCUAAAAUUAACUCAGAGGUUAGCUCAUCCAGCCUCACUCCCUCCACAAGAAUCAACACGAUCAGUUUAAUCUAUAACUUCCAACCAAAAUAUUAUCUAUGGCUACUUCGCUACCUAAAUAAAACUUCAAAGCUGCCCACGAGCCAAAGCUUAUAAAAUGCAUAGCAACUUGU